Metschnikowia bicuspidata var. bicuspidata NRRL YB-4993 is the source of this 905-nucleotide messenger RNA. RefSeq lists its product as uncharacterized. The transcript has a single exon. The record is from RefSeq and is a predicted model, not a curated record. Bases 116 to 655 code for a protein of 179 amino acids. NCBI's taxonomy places the organism in Eukaryota, Fungi, Ascomycota, Pichiomycetes, Serinales, Metschnikowiaceae.
ACAAACGAAAAAACAGGUCAACGGAUGUUCCCAGAUAAACCAAACAGGAGUCCCCAGUAUGAAAAUGCCUGACUAAGCGUAGUCCGGAUGGCAGCGGCCAGCUCGACUUUUCUUAAUGGCAGAGUCGGCUAAAGGCAGAGCCGUCGGGCGGUGUUGGCGGCUAUGGUCCGAAAGGUGGAUCUCCAGGAUUUCGGGGGCCGAGGCAAAAGUGGUGCUGUCCGGAAACAGGCGAGAAGAUACAAGCAGGAAAGAGGCAGGCCAGAGAAAACCAAUAAGAAAGAGGGUACAGCCUACGGGCCCAGCGCCAGUGCCGCAGCGGGGCCCGCGCUGGAGCCCACCUGGAUCGGAACACCGUUGUGAGCGUUUGUCUGGUGGGUUUGUUUGGAAUACCGACCAACUAGGAAGGCCAUCAGCUUUUUUGGCCGCGCGCCGAGCCGCCGCCAUGCCAUGUUGGGUCUGUCGGUCGAGGCUCGCGCCGGGUGCAGGACCAGACCACAGCUGGGUGCAGGAGCAGGCGGCACCCGGUACAGGAACACUCCAUAUCCGGCCUAAUGACUACUUGUUCAAGAACGGUUCUUAUAGACGGAGGCUGGUUGGUGGGGCGCGAGGCGGUUCUCGGCGUCAACGGUGCUUGGUUUUGACUUUGGCCCUCUGAUCGCCGGGCCUGGAUGUGUGCAUUUCUGCGGCUCGCUGGCUCCGGCCCGCAUGCUCACUACUUCUUGGAACGACCCUCUUCAUUGGUUUCCUGGCCUGGACUCGGGGAUCAGUCGCAGGGGCGCUUUUCGGCACUGCAAGCCCUUGUUGCCAUACAUGCCGGCAGCAGCCUGCAAAAUGAUGGUUUUCGGAAGAGAAGCAGCUGACAUAGAGAUAGCUGACAUAGGGACAGCUGAUGGAUAGAGACAGCU